Messenger RNA from Hibiscus syriacus, 925 nucleotides. Its product is annotated as transcription factor HEC2-like. Gene Ontology annotation, molecular function: protein dimerization activity; DNA-binding transcription factor activity. The transcript has a single exon. Gene Ontology annotation, biological process: regulation of DNA-templated transcription. Lineage: Eukaryota; Viridiplantae; Streptophyta; Magnoliopsida; Malvales; Malvaceae. Bases 94 to 879 code for a protein of 261 amino acids. The record is from RefSeq and is a predicted model, not a curated record.
UCAUCCCUUCACUGCAGAUUCUGAUAAACUCCUACUCUUCUCCAUCACUCUGUUUAUCAGGUUCCCCUCGGUCACAGCUCUGUAACAAUAGCCAUGGAAGUUGACCAGUUAAAGCCUGCAACGGAAGAUCAGAUGGAAAUGGUGAUGAUGAUGCAGAUGCAGAUGGGAAAGUUCCCACAACUCUACGGAGCCUAUAACGACGUCGUUGAAUUCCCUCAAGCUGAGCUUGCUGAUCGCCCCAACAAGAGUACUUCCAGUAAUAGCAUCAAUGGCAUGCCUCAUUUUGUUGAGAACCGACAGGUCGGUUCACCCGGCCCAUUCAUAACCCUGCCAACCACAGCCAAUAUUUCAUUCAGUGGUUCAAUCCCGGUUGAAGAACCAGGAGGUCCAGGUUUCUCGUUUACCCCAGCAGGGGAACCAUCGUCAGGUUCAGGUGCAAAUGCUUAUUCCACGACUUACCAAAACAAGAACUCGGUGGCUGCGAUGAGGGAGAUGAUAUUCCGGAUAGCAGCUAUGCAACCGAUUCAUAUAGACCCUGAAUCAGUGAAGCCACCGAAGAGGAGGAACGUGAAGAUUUCAAAGGACCCUCAAAGUGUGGCGGCGAGGCACCGGAGGGAGAGGAUAAGCGAGAGGAUAAGGAUACUUCAGAGACUUGUCCCCGGAGGAACCAAAAUGGAUACUGCGUCCAUGUUAGAUGAGGCUAUUCACUAUGUCAAGUUUUUGAAGACUCAGGUGCAGUCACUGGAGAGAGCUUCCACUAGCAGGCCAACCGGUUUAGGGUUCCCUGUUGCAAUGUCAAAUGGGAGUUUUCAUCCAAUGGGAAAACCUUAUCAGCCUACUCAGAACCACCAGCAAUUUGGAGAUGCUUGGCUAAGCUAGAUUAACAAAAGGAGAAGUAUGGAGAAGUAAUUUAAUUGGAUGUAUA